GUUUUUGAAACCAAAAGAGGAAGUUAAUAUAUUGUUUGGAAAAAAUAAAAUCACAAACUACGUAGACAUUUAAAUUUUAGUUUUCUGUAAAUUUACCAGGAUGUUUCAUACACCAGAUUACUACCACAAUAUAUCCAUGAGACUGUCUGCAGUCCUGGAUGAUAUUGGAGUAAAUGAAAAUAUUGUGCUGAAGAGGAGGAGGACAGCUUUACUGAAUGAAACUAUGCAGACAAUCCGUAUCAGAGCAAAUGGUGAACAAAGUACCGGUACUGUUUAUAACUUAGGCAGUCAAUCAGAAGGCACAACAACACAAGGACUGCAAUCAGAUAGUGAUACACUUGGCUGUAUGGAUGAUAACAUUGUGAUACAGGACUUGUCUGAGUGGACUCCAAGUAAAUAUAACUUCCUGAUGAUCCAAAAUGAAACAACACCACCUGGUUAUUGCCGUCUACAGUUACUUAGACCUAAUGCUCCACUUCCUCUUACACAUCAAACAGACAAUGACUUUGUAACGGAUACACAAGGACGGAUCUUGCUGAAGAACACAAUAAUUGAUACUGUCAUAGAAGAAGGAGAACAGCGACAAGGACCAUCACUUGCAUCAGCUGCAAAACUAGGUUUUCUUGCUAGUGACUCUGUAUUAGCAUAUCCUUGUAAAUCAUGGCCCCAGUCACCAAGAGCUUGGCUACACCAGCAAGAAACAAAUGCAUGGCCAACAGCAGAAAUGAAGAGAUAUGCAAAAUCAACAGAGUGUUUUGUUGUUGGUGUUGGCAGCAGAGCAAGUGAAAAUGCAGCCAUUGAAUGGAGACUUUCUACCUCAUUAGCUGAACGCUGCUUGGUGUUCAGUUUGAAUAUUACUCAGAUAAAAUGUUAUAUCUUAAUGAAAAUGAUUCUUAAAACAUACAUUAAUGUUGAAAGUUACAUUUCAAGUUUCAUGUGUAAAACUGUUUUAUUUCACUGUAUAGCAAGUAAACCUCUAUGUGUAUGGAAGGAGUGUAAUAUAUUUAACUGUUUAAAUUACUGUCUAUUUACACUGAACAAUUGUUUAUUGAAUGAACAUUGUCCCCAUUUCAUUGUUCAUGAAAACAAUUUAAUGGCAGGAAAAUUUUCUGCUGAAAUCAAACAGCAGUUACUUGAAAUAAUGUCAACUUUGAUACCAUUUGAUGGCAUUUCUCUUUGUGGAAUUCAGAUUGACAACCUUGGUGAAAGACUUCAGAUUAAGUUCAAUAUGAUAAAUGAAGUACAUCAUGAUAUACAACAGCCAGAUGAGUACACAAUGGUUGUAACGAGUUAUUUAUUACAAAAUAUAGCUCAAGUUGUUUUAAAAAUCGAGAAGGUAGGAGAUAGAAAUUUAGAAACACUAUUACCUAAAGUGAUACAACUAGAAAGAUACUACAGAGCUGGUGACAUUUUAGGAAAGACAGACAGCAUGCAGACUUCUAAUACCUCUGCUCUGUACCUCAAUAGGAUCUCUGAUAGCUCACAGAACAUUCAAAUUAACAGCACAGUUUCUCCUCAAGCACUUAGAUGGAUUGAAGCUGGACUGGACUCAGAUGUUGCUUCAAGCAGACUAAAACUUGCAUCUAUAAUGUUCUGUGCAGGCAAUGCAGAAAUAACUGCUUCAAUUCUUUCUCAUAUAGAAGAACAAUAUAAAAUAGAAGUUAUCGAGCCCAUAUGUUACUGCUAUAAUUUCAAUACACAUUACAUUAAGGGAGGAUUUUGUCAACUUUCUAGUCAAUAUGGUGUAGAAGCUUUAAAACAUAUUGUUGCAUUUUGUGUAAAAUUUUUCACUUCGGAAAUAAACUGUGUACCACAUGAACUUCAGUUUGAAAUGUUUAGGUCAACACAAGAGGACCUGCUACAUAGAGGUAGAGGUGAUGACUGGAUGGACGGUGCUGUAGUAGACUCACUUCCAUACCUUUAUUUUCUACAAUACAAGACAUACAGUUUCCUACAGAGACCCGAGGAACAGCAACAAGCACUAAACAAACUUGGGUGGGUCAUUAGAACAGAGCACAACCUUGGACACAGAGAAACAGCACUGAAUUUACUAGGACAGUGCAUGGAACAGGAGAACAGACAUGUUGAUGCUCUACAAUGUUACAUGUCAUCUUUACACCUCAGAGAAAGAAACAAUGCUGCUAGAUUUCAUAUAUGCAGGUGUUUGGCUAAUACAAUCUCAUAAAGAUCUACCUACCUGAACUGACUGACAAUUCUGAUUUUCAACUAACACAAUGACUGAAAUACUUCACAUUUUAAAACAAGAGCUGUCACUACUGGUGACAAAUGCCCCUGAAACAUGCCCAAGAAUGAUACAGCUGUAGGCGUAAAAAAUCACACAUCAUUUCGUGACCUUGACAUUGACCUAAAAGACCCGGGUUAUUAUAAGCGUGACAGAUAUUCUCAAUAUGGUUAACAUUUGUUUAAAAUUAUUUUCAAAUCCCUGAUAAAUGGCAGAGUUAUGAAUCAGACAAGAAAAAUCUUUGACUUCUCAGUGUGACCUUGACCUUGGAGCUAGGGAUCUGGGUCUUGUGCAUGACAGGUCAUCUCAUUAUAGGGAAAAUUUAUGCCAAGUAAUUUCAAAAUCCCUUCAUUGAUGGCAGAGUUGUGGACCGUACAAGCAACAGACCCUGUUAACCUUUAACCUCUAAGUGUGACCUUGACCUUAGAACUAUGGGUCUGAAUCUUGCGCACGACACUGCAUCUGAUUAUGAGGAACAUUUAUGCCAAGUAAUUUCAAAAUCCCUUGAUGAAUGGCAGAGUUAUGGACCGGACACGAAACAGACCCUGUUAACAUUUGACUUCUAAGUGUGACCUCGACCUUGGAGGCAGAGAUCUGAAUCUUGCGCAUGACAUGUCGUCUCAAUAUGGUAAACAUUUAUGCCAAGUUAUUUGAAAAUCCCUUCAUGGAUGGCAGAGUUAUGGACCGGACACGAAACAGACCAUGAUAACCUUUGACCUCUAAGUGUGACCUUGACCUUGGAGCUACGGGUCUGGGUCUUGCGCACGACACGUCAUCUCAUUAUGGUGAACAUUUACGCCAAGUAAUUUCAAAAUCCCUUAAUGGAUGAAAGAGUUACAGCCCGUACAAGAAUUAACCCGACGCACGGACACGCUGACACACGGACAGACAGAUGGACAGUGCGAUUUUAAUAUGCCCACCUUCGGGGACAUAAAAAGCUAUUAUUCUUGUUAUAAGCCAGUGAGCUUGUUAUGAGCCAAAGACCCCACAGGAGAUAAGUUGAAGAACUUUAUCGGUUAUCCUGUGGUAUAUAUAAUUAUGUCUCUAAAUUUAUAUAUGUUAUAAAAGGGUUAGUUUUUUUUUGUUUGCUUUUUAAAUCAAUUAGAGAUAUAACAUGUAGCUAUUUCUGUGAUACAAAUUGAAUUUUUGCUUGUAUUGGAGUUGUUCUUAAUGUGAUAUUUGUAAUGUUUGUAAUCAUGACAUAUAUAUUCACGAAUAAAUCUAUCUAUCUAUCUA
Messenger RNA from Mercenaria mercenaria, 3478 nucleotides. RefSeq lists its product as uncharacterized. Gene Ontology annotation, molecular function: protein binding. Lineage: Eukaryota; Metazoa; Mollusca; Bivalvia; Venerida; Veneridae. The transcript has 2 exons. Bases 101 to 2185 code for a protein of 694 amino acids. The record is from RefSeq and is a predicted model, not a curated record.